Messenger RNA from Colius striatus (speckled mousebird), 7859 nucleotides. RefSeq names its product polypeptide N-acetylgalactosaminyltransferase 10 (gene GALNT10). The coding region runs from base 141 to 2018 and encodes 625 amino acids. Lineage: Eukaryota; Metazoa; Chordata; Aves; Coliiformes; Coliidae. Gene Ontology annotation, cellular component: Golgi apparatus. The transcript has 13 exons. The record is from RefSeq and is a predicted model, not a curated record.
GUUGCCGCCCGCCGCUGCCGCCGCCGCGCGCGCGGGGGAAAGUUGGGCUCCCUGAGGGCGGCGGCGGGGGCGGCCGGGCUGGCGCGGCUCCCUCCUUCCCUCCUUCCUCCAGCGUCUCCUCCUCCCCGGCGGCGGUUCCGAUGCGGCGGAAGCAGAAGCGGCUGCUGCAGGCGGUGGGGUUGGCGCUGGCCGCCCUCGUCUUCUUGCCCAACGUGGGGCUCUGGUCCCUGUACCGCGAGCGGCAGCUGGAGGGCGGCGGGGCGGCCGGCGGGGAGGGAGCCGCCGCCGCGGGGCCGCCGGGGGCAGCGGCCGGCGAAGCGCCGGAACAACACCAUGGAAAGAGGAGUUCUAAUUGGGCACUGUACAUGAGGCAAAAGAAAGACCCUUACUUUGGUGAUGGACAAAGGAAAAAGGACUGGCAUAACAAAGAAGCUAUAAGAAGGGACUCUGAGCGUGUAGGAAAUGGAGAACAGGGAAAGCCUUACCCAAUGACUGACGCAGAACGAGUGGACCAGGCGUACAGGGAAAAUGGCUUUAAUAUCUUUGUGAGUGACAAAAUUUCUCUGAAUCGUUCCCUUCCAGACAUCAGACAUCCAAACUGCAGGAAUAAGCUGUACCUGGAGAAGCUGCCCAACACGAGCGUCAUAAUACCGUUCCACAACGAAGGAUGGUCCUCCCUCCUGCGCACAGUGCACAGCGUCCUAAACCGCUCCCCUCCAGAGCUAAUAGCAGAGAUAGUGCUGGUGGAUGACUUCAGUGACCGAGAACACCUGAAGAAACGCCUGGAAGAUUAUAUGGCCCAGUUCCCAAAUGUAAGAAUCCUCCGAACCAAAAAGAGAGAAGGGCUGAUAAGAACCCGAAUGCUGGGGGCCUCUGUGGCCAUAGGAGAUGUCAUCACCUUCUUGGAUUCCCACUGCGAGGCCAACGUGAACUGGCUGCCACCUCUGUUGGAUCGCAUUGCCCGAAACCGCAAGACGAUCGUUUGCCCAAUGAUCGAUGUAAUUGAUCAUGACCACUUUGGAUAUGAGACUCAGGCUGGAGACGCAAUGCGAGGUGCAUUUGACUGGGAGAUGUAUUACAAGAGGAUCCCUAUUCCUCCUGAGUUACAGAAACUUGAUCCCAGUGAUCCCUUUGAGUCUCCUGUAAUGGCUGGAGGACUGUUUGCAGUCGAUAGAAAGUGGUUCUGGGAGCUGGGAGGGUAUGAUGCAGGUCUGGAGAUAUGGGGAGGAGAGCAGUAUGAAAUAUCCUUUAAGGUAUGGAUGUGUGGGGGUCGCAUGGAGGACAUCCCUUGCUCUAGAGUUGGCCAUAUAUACAGAAAAUAUGUUCCAUACAAGGUUCCAACAGGAGUCAGCCUGGCAAGAAACUUGAAGCGGGUGGCUGAGGUGUGGAUGGAUGAGUAUGCAGAGUACAUAUACCAGCGCAGACCGGAGUACCGGCAUCUUUCUGCAGGGGACGUGGCAGCUCAGAAGGAACUUCGCAACAACCUCAACUGCAAAAGCUUCAAGUGGUUCAUGAACGAGGUUGCCUGGGACUUGCCAAAGUUUUACCCACCCGUGGAGCCUCCAGCAGCUGCUUGGGGAGAGAUACGCAAUGUAGGAACUGGAUUAUGUGUGGAUACUAAGCAUGGAGCCCUGGGAUCCCCACUGAGACUGGAAAACUGUGUGAAGGACAGAGGAGAGGCAGCGUGGAACAAUGUGCAGGUAUUCACGUUCAGCUGGAGAGAAGACAUCCGACCCGGGGAUCCUCAGCAUACCAAGAAGUUUUGUUUUGAUGCCAUUUCCCACAGCAGUCCUGUGACCCUCUAUGACUGUCAUGGAAUGAAGGGCAACCAACUCUGGAGAUACAGAAGAGACAAGACCCUGUACCAUCCAGUAAGCAGCAGCUGUAUGGACUGCAGUGAGAGUGACCGAAAGAUCUUUAUGAAUAGCUGCAAUCCUUCGUCUCCGACGCAGCAGUGGAUAUUUGAACAUACAAACUCAACUGUCUUGGAAAAAUUUAACAGAAAUCUUGAUCUUUGAAAGACUAAUAUAUAUAUAUAUAUAUAUUUUACAAUUAUAGUUUUUACUGGGGAGGGUUACAAGAAAUUUUUUUAAGAAUACCUUUUUUUUAAACAGUUAAUGAAGGUAAAAGGGAGAAUCUCAGGAGAAGGUUAACUAGCAGGCCAGUCUUUAUUGUGAAGAUGCUGCGUCCUUCUCUUCUAGGGAUGGUGGAAUUUUAAAGGCUUUGCCAGAGACACUUCUUUGCUGAGACCGGAACAGCAACUCUGUUUUUAGAGGAGUCUGAAUGUGAUUCAAACUGCUAGGUUCUUUUUUCCUUUUUUGUUUUUUUUUGCUGUUUUGUUUCUCACCUGGGUCUGAUGUUAAAUGAUUUUGUUAUCCAGGACUCUCUAGCCUCCAUACCACCCACUGAAGCAUUCCCACAUACGUGCUUUAUCUUCCUAAGUCCAUAUGAGUAAAAUCCUGAACACAAGAUUUAAUGCUUUGAUCAAAAAAAGGCCAUAAAGGUGUAAAAUUAAAUGAUUCCUUUUUUUUUCCUAUACCAAAAUAUAUUUCAAACAGGUUGAGUAUUAUUACUUUUGAAAUCAUAGCUCUGAUAAAGGAAUGAGCUCUAGUGGAAAUGCAGCCAAGUGUUGGGAAUAUUGCUGUAGUUACUCAUGAUGAGGAAUCUGGGUUUCUGGUCCGUUCACUUGGCAGUCAGUUUGGCACUCGCUGUUGAAUCUUCAAGGUGAAAGAUUAGUGGAGAGUUUCUAAGUAAGCCCAGUUCCAAUGGGUGAAGAUUUUUGCUAAGAUCAAGUUCCAAAUUUGCCCCUUUAUCAGAAUCUUUAGCAUGGACACCUCUAGGGUUUCUCAAGAGUUCAAUCUAUUACACAAAGGCAACUUCCAUUUUCCCUUUAGCGGUUUGAAGGCUAACUUGAUGCACAGUUGGUGGGAGCAGGUUAAUUCAGGAUAAUUAAGUCAAGGCUGAGAUCAGCCAUUGGUCUUUAGCCCCCAGUCUGUAGUUUGUUGCAGUCGUGACUCCUGUGGUCAGUAGUGCUCUAGGCUUGUGGGAAUGUGCUACUGAUCUCGCCUCUUUUCCCAGCAUCCACAGCACAGUACACUUUACUGUGGCUGGAAAUCUGUUUGCUUAAGCAGAGAUGUGAGAUUGAUGGGCCCAUUUUACUGGUGCCCUAUCCCCUGUCUAGUCGGUGAGCAGUGCAAGGUAUUACCCAUCUGGUUUGGCUGCAAGAUCUGCCAGACACUGAACCGGAAUUGUCUCAUCCCAGAAGCUGGAAAAAAGUACCAACGCUAAAGGAUGAAUAGAGGACCAUUGGUUUCAAGUCUGUCUGACCCCCACACUUUAAAAUGAAGUUGUUACAAAGACAGAUUUAUUAGUUCAGCUGACUCAGUCUUAUGCUGGAGGCAGCAGUGGCAUUUUCUAGUAAAAGCUGUGAAUGACAGUGCAGUUAACCUUUUGCAGAGUUGCUGUGUAAAUCAAUACAAGCAGCCCUUUGCCAGUGAUUGCCCAGCUCCAUGGCCUGUCCAACUGCCUGCACAGGCAUACUGCAAGAGCAAGGAGUGCCCAGCCAGCUCUGGGAGUGAAAGGCUGAAACACACCAGGCAGGAGCAGGGCAACCCUCUGGGACUCUUGAUGAACACAGUUAAUGGGCUUCUCCUCCUUGGAGGGGCAGGGAAGCUUUGCACUGGGCUGUCCUUCUCUCGUGUGAAGGCAAGGAGAUUUUUGCCUAGUGUCAAGAAACAAGCAAGCUGGCUCCCUCUGCAGAGCUGCAGAAGAAGGAAUUGCUGAUGUUGCCAACUGUGGGAUCGUUGCCCGUAUUUCAGGUGUCUUUGGGGCCACGUAGUGCUGUGUCUGUCAACUGAGAGCAAACUGGGACACAUCUAUCUGCCUCUCAUGUUCUCAAGACUGAUGUAUUGGCUCAGAAUCAUUGCCACCUCUCAUCCUCACAGCUGAGCCCACAUCUGACCUCUUCUGCCAGCUUACCUGGUAGGUGCAGGUAAGCAAGCAAGGGAAACCUGGGCACUGCGUUGCAGCUGGGACCAGGCUUGGCAAGUGUGUCCAUAUCUAACAUUUGGGGAGUGAAGAAAGAAAAAAAGCCUCUAGGCUUUUCUUGUGGCAGUUUUGCAGCAGUAUUGCUAUGGAAGUGAGACCAGCAUCAAGGAGAGUUGACAUCUUGUGCUCUCAGUAGCUACAGUAUGUCUAUCUUUAGGAUCCCUUUUCCUUUCUGUGGGAGACAGAGCCACCUUCCAGUGCUUUGUGUCUGACUGUCGCUUUCCUUAAGUUAUUAAUGCUCUCAUUAGUCUGGUAGUGCUGACUGUGGAUCACUAGAUGGCCCGACUAGAUGUCUUUAUGAAUGUUUUAAUACCUGUGGAACAAGAAGCUGUUUGUCUAUGAACACUGCUAGUUUUUUAUAACUGGGACACAAUCAGCAAAUUAUGUAAAUGGACUGUAGAUCAUUCUGCUUGCAGCUUGCAACUUUGUAUGUCUUAGUUUUCUAAUGAGAGGAUUAGCUUCUGUUGCUAAAAUGCAUGGCUUGCUUUGUACUUGGGCUCACCUUGUGAGGAGUCCUAGCUGCUUGGCUUGCUGGACGCUUGCUUCAGAGAGAACUGCAGUAAUGAACAGGUCUUUUACCACUUAGUGAUCUUAAUUUGGAGAGAAAGGACAGCUCUUAGCAGUUUGCACCAAAAGAUUAGGUAAUUGUUGAGGCGAUUUCUGUUUGACAACCUACCACCAGUACACGGCAACUGGGAGUUUUAGUGUGAGUGGUCUUUCUGGGUCCUUCUCAGUAAGGCUGGUCUGCUCUGCUUUCUGAAGGUUUGGGAUCUGAGUCAUAUAGGUGCCUCACAAAUUCUGUGCCCUUCCAACUGGCUCGCUGGGCUUUGAGCUGUUAGUUUAUUUACAUCAAUUAUACUUUUCAAUACCCUAGAGGCUUUGCUGACUAAUGAGAAGACUUAACAUAGCCAACCAUCCAGUGAUUGAGAAAGAGAAGCUGUGUUUCAUCAUCUGCAUCUUUAAUUGGGCCUUUGCUGAGCAAUCUGGUUAAUUAUUUGAAUCACUUUUGGUUAUUUGUAAGCAAAAUUGCUAAAGCAUGAAUGCAUAAGGAAAUCUUCACAUCUGCACUCACGUCGAGACUGGAGAUUAAAUACCAGUGAUCAUCUAACACAAAUAAAAUGUUGUCAUAUUUUUUCCCCAAAAGUAUUCAAACCCCUCUCUCUAUGGCUGCAUAAAUUCUGCUGCUUUUAAAUAUCAGAAUCACAGACAACAUCCCUGGAUCUCUGGAUGUGUGUUAUGUUGCAUAGAAAUACUUUUAUUUGCUCUUGAAGCUGUUGUUGAUUUAUACUGGUGCUAAUCUCUAAGGCCUACAAACAGAGUAAUUGGUUUGAGGCUCUUCUGUGUGCAAGGUGUGUUUUUUCAUGCCUGAGAAGUUAACUGUCUUUUCCACACCAUAGUAGGAGAACGUGUGAACCUUACUGAAAGGGGCAUACAGCAUCAUUCAACUAAAUAUGUGCCUUUUUAAAUGUAAAUGUACAACAAAUGCUUAAACUUGAACCAUUUCCUAGUGCCUUGCUGGACAGGAGAGAGGAGGGGAAGAGGCUGGGAGAUAAGGAUGUGAGAGAAAGCUUGACUCAUGCAGUGUUUGUGUGUGUUUUGUAAAAUGUCUAACCUGAAGUGCAAAAUUUGUGUGAACAACAGUCAUUUAGAAGCUCCUGGAUUUCCUCUGUUAAAUCAAUACCAUUAGUGACUCGGGGAGGGGGUUGUCAGUCCUAAUAGGGAGGCCUGGAAAGGAUGGCAGGUUCCUCUUGGUGCACUGUAACAGCUAAAGCUAGAGCAGAGGAUGUCUUGGUUCACUGCCUGGUGAGGGCUCCUGCAUUUCACUGGCAUGCAAGAUCCUGAUCCUACAUUUUAUCUUCUAAGGGUCCAAAUCAGAAAUCCUAAGUGGUCCCAAAGGCAUGUCAGAUCUUUAGCAGAAGUGUCUGUCAGAAAGUCGAUGCCCUCCAUCGCUGGGAAACUGUUAAAGGAUAUGUUCAAAUCUCUUAAUACAGAAGUAGCAAGAAAGCAAUUCCUCAGCUUGACUUUCUUCCUGCUUUGCUUUUCAGUAGCCUAUACACAGGACGUUGCUUUCAUCUAGUGGAGGACCAGAGUUCCAGUCAGCAAACUUUCCCCUCCCUUCCGCCCUGAGACAUCAAGGUACCGAAAGUCAAACAGGCACCACCAGCAACUGGCACUGCAAGAGCACAGUGCUCUCGUAGCUACUGCAGGUUCAUUGUAGUAGCUGUGCUGACAUACGGCACUGAGGGGAGAAGAGGGAGAUCUCCUAAAAGGGAUGCUGGGCAAUCAGGUAACUGCUGGGUAAAAAGGCAGAAGCUUUUCUUUUUAGUUGUCUUUCAAGAUGCAGACAGGUACCUGAUGGUUUUGACUGGGGAGAACAGACAGCCUCUAGCAGUGAGCCUGUCACACUUUCAGUCAAAGUUAAGUCUACAACAGCCUGGCAGGGGGGAUUCAAGUGUACCUUGCAUCUCACAGCCACUCUCAGCUGCUGCAGUUCAUGUUCCUACUCACCUGCAGUAUUUCUAACCACUUGCAACAAAGGAGCCUGGUGGUGCCAAGACUGACCUUAUCUGACAAGCAGCAGUCAGGGUUUCCAUUUUAACAAUCAUUUAGCAUGGGUAAGCUGCUUAAACAGUUAGGAAACUAUUGCCAAAAUGAUGAGCAGCUUUAGGCUAAUGUCAGAGUCUGUGGGAUUAAAAGGUCUUUCACAGGAUCCAUAGCAAAAGGGGGGAGCUGGACUAGGAGUCAGGGGGAUCCUGCUCCCAGUCUACCAGCAACCUGUCAGUUGAUCUUAAGCAAGGAAAGUCUAUGUGCCACCCUUUCCCAGCCCAUGUAAAGUUUAGCUUUCAGUGCUUUAUUUGCUCACCUGAUGAGUGUUGACUCUGUAUCUUAAAACAAGCUGCGAGUCCACACCUGGUUGGAGAGAAGGGGAGAGAUGCAAUGGGUGGGAAAUGGGAAAGCUGAGAUCUGAAAUUUCCACCAGCGUUCAACAUUGAGUUGUCAAUUCAUUUCAUGUUCCUCAUUAACCAGUCAGAUUGAUUUAUUUACAUUAUAAAUUUGAAGUGUAGCUCGAAUAAACUCACCCUCCUGCUCUCAUUGCUCCUUUGUGGUGUCACACUUUAACUUGGAGAUCUGUAUGAAACUAGGCAAUGAUAGAUGAUGGAAAUCCUAAUAAAAAUCCUACGUCCUUUUUUUGGCCUCUGCUAGCUGAGUUCUCUCCUUUCUUCACUGCAUUUGAGCUUUCUUGGUGCUUCUGUAUGACUCCCAAAGGCUUCAAUGGUUCCAACAGAUGUGAGGGAUUAGGAGCUUUUAUAUGAAGCCCCUGGAUCUAUGUGGUCUUAAAUCUUACUGGUUCCACUAGGGGGAAAAAAAAAGGUCCUAAUUCCAAUUAGUGAGCGAGCAAAUGCGAGCUUCAGCCACAAAACAAGAUAAAAACCUGAUCAAGCUCAUAGACUGAAACGUGAGCCCUUACAGUAACAAUAACAAAUAGCUUUAGCCUCUAGGGUGGAGAAGGGAAUCGGUUUCAAAAUGCAUUCUCCAGGAUCUCGGUGAUACGGUCUUAAGCUUGUCUGUUGCUUGUACUGCAUGCGUUUUAUCUGUGAAGCUGGAUGGUGCCCCUUGAAUCAGUGUGUAUUUAUUUCUGUGUGUAUUAGGACCAACAGCCUAAUAUCCGGGGGUGGUAAAGGACUUGUAGCACUUUAAUGUAGUAGCUUUCAUGAAUUGGGAUCAUUGAUAGAAUGCCUAGUGUUUUUAAAGUUGAAUGGACUUCCUUUUAUAAUAUAUUUAAAAUAAAUUUUUAAUGUGUUUUCUGAAAA